This is a messenger RNA of Exophiala bonariae, 588 nucleotides long. RefSeq names its product rRNA-processing protein fcf1 (gene FCF1). Lineage: Eukaryota; Fungi; Ascomycota; Eurotiomycetes; Chaetothyriales; Herpotrichiellaceae. Gene Ontology annotation, cellular component: small-subunit processome; nucleolus. The transcript is spliced from 3 exons. The record is from RefSeq and is a predicted model, not a curated record. The coding region runs from base 1 to 588 and encodes 195 amino acids.
AUGGGAACACAGAAAAAAACGAAAAAGUUCGCUCAAGUCAAGCGGAUUAUCGGGCAGCGUGAUGCUCGUCUCAAGAAGAAUCAGGAAACCGCCAAAUCUGAAGAGCCAAAGAAGAAAAAGGACGAUGAUGUUAUUCGAGAAGCGCCUCAAGUCUCAUCUGCUCUGUUCUUCCAAUACAACACCGCUCUAGUACCUCCAUACCAAGUCUUGGUCGACACCAAUUUCCUCUCCCACACGGUCCAGAAGAAGUUGGAAAUGCUACCGACCAUGAUGGAUUGUCUCUACGCCAAAUGUAUUCCUAUCAUCACAGAUUGUGUCAUGGCCGAGUUGGAGAAGCUCGGUCAAAAGUACAGAAUUGCGUUACGCAUAGCAAGAGACGAGAGAUGGGAACGGCUACAGUGUGGGCACAAAGGAACAUAUGCAGAUGAUUGUAUCGUCGACCGAAUCAUGCGCCACAAGAUUUACAUUGUUGCAACCAACGAUAGAGACUUGAAGAGACGCAUUCGCAAAAUCCCCGGUGUGCCUAUCAUGAGCGUGGCUAGAGGGAAAUACCUAAUCGAAAGACUACCAGAUGCCCCCGAAAAGUGA